AUGGAUCUGACUCCUGUACCAAUCCCGCUACUCGGUGCGACGUUCGGGGUAAUUCUCAUCGGAGCCAUCCUUUCUGCCGUUCUAUUCGGUAUAUUAAAUCUCCAGUCCAUCUGGUAUUUCAAGCAAUACCCAAAUGACUGGUGGCUCUAUCGACUCGUUGUGGCAGUCAUUUGUGUCCUGGAUACACUAGAUGCCGCGGUUAGCACUCACGCGUUGUAUUUCCUUCUCAUCGAGACUCGGAUAGUGGGCAAGUUCCUAGCUUUGGAUCAACUUAAUAUCAUUUGGAGCUGCAAGUUGCACGUUCUUCUUGGAACUUUGAUCAAAAUAGCGGUCCAAGUUAUAUAUACCAUACGGCUGUGGAAAGGUGCUGAUGGCCAGUCCGACAACAUUUUCAUCUCAGUCGAGUCAUACCCUGGUUUCUUGCCAUCAUCACAGCUUGUAAUGUCGGUAUGUGAACCUCGGAUGCCUUCCAGCGCCGGAAUAUAUCUAGUUUACGGAGACUACAGUGUUUCCAACUUCUCCGACAUUUCUACUAUCAAAAAUGAAAUCAUCGCGGUGGUCUCGACGAGCACGGCAGUUGAUUUUAUCAUAUCCAUCACGAUGUGUUAUUAUCUGAACAGAAGCAGGGCUGCUUCAAUGUUCCCCAAUACUAUUACGACGUUGGUUGCGCUGAUGCGGCUGAUCCUGAUAUCCGGGUUGGUUACGAGCAUGUGCUCUAUAGCCACUCUUAUAACAUUUCUUGUUUGGCCAAAUACACUCAUAUUCAUUGCGAUCGAUAGUAUAAAGCCCAGAUUGUUUACCAACUCUUUGUUAGCGAUGCUCAAUGCACGAAAGGAGCUCCGAAAGAUCCAGAGUUCCGAGUUCCUGGAACCGAAAGGUGAAUCUCAGCCGGGAUCUACAUCUGGAUGCGAGUGCAGCAGGGAAACGGAGAUGUCUAUCGUUAUAUCCAUGAGGAUCGAGUUAGAAUCGGUUUAACCGCUAAGCAUCAGUCCCAGCGCCUUAGCUUUGCAAUAGAUAAUUUAGAACCUGCAAGCAAGGACAAUAGUCUACAAUAGGACGAUCUAUCGUAGUGGGACAAUGUUAAAAGCUUAUUCCCCUCCUCACCAUCCGCUUGCUACGGUCCCAAACUCGUGUCCAGCUCGUUCUUCAUAAGCCUCGGAUUCCGUACGGAUGAUUUUCCCGUCGGUAUUUCGCUCCAAGCACUAGUAGUGGCGAAAACAGGGCAGUGCCUACGUUGACUAGACCACGAACCAGCGUGAAGUAAACGAAACCUCGGCCUUUGAUCUAUACCAGGUAUCUGAGUCUCCAGCAAUUCUCCGGUAGGGAAUCGAACCCUCUCGUACC
Molecule: messenger RNA, 1344 nt
Organism: Desarmillaria tabescens
Lineage: Eukaryota; Fungi; Basidiomycota; Agaricomycetes; Agaricales; Physalacriaceae
Exons: 20
Coding region: 1-975 (324 amino acids)
Source: RefSeq, a predicted model, not a curated record